AGAAUUUUUAAAAUCCUGUGACUUUAUUAAGGUAUUUGUUCUAGUGGAAUUAGCAUCAGUUCCUAGAUUAUGUUUUUCUAUUUCCAGGAGAUAGAACUUCCAUAGUUCCAUUAUUGCUGACUUCUUUUGUUCAGGCCAGUAGCCAGUGGCAGAAAGUUCAGGACCGCUUGGAAAUUGAUGAAAGAUGCUCCCACCUUGAGAAAAUCGAUCGCUUGGAGAUUUUCCAGGAAUAUAUACGUGAUUUAGAGAGCGAAGAGGAGGAGCAAAGGAAACUGCGGAUGAUUAAAGAUUUUGCUGCAUAUCUAGCUGUCUCAUCAAAUACUUCAGGAUCAAUAGUAAAAGACUUAUUUACAGAUGUUAUGGAUGAGCUGGAGAAACAGUAUCUUGAUGACAAGUCACAAAUUAAAGAUGCAGUUAGGAUGGCCGAGAUUGGAUUGACAUUAGCCUGGACGCUUGAUGAUUUUAAGGUUGCAAUCGCCAAGUAUAUUAGCUCCCCACCAAUGUCAGAUACCAACUUAAAGGUCUAAUUAUGGCUAAGCAUUGUAUAUUGUUUCACAUCGACCCAUGUUGAAUUGAAUGUUGUGAAAAUUGAAGUACCCCAUUCACUAAAUGGAUUUCUAUGUAUUUGUCCCCUUUUUGUCUUUGGGACAGGUCCUGCAUAAGAUGAGUGGAUUGAGUGCAAAAGCAUUAGUAGUACUUCCAUGUUAUGUUUCACUGGAAGUCGGUCAGUUUGUGAUUGCUAAAUUGGCAACUCGUA
Molecule: messenger RNA, 757 nt
Organism: Capsicum annuum
Lineage: Eukaryota; Viridiplantae; Streptophyta; Magnoliopsida; Solanales; Solanaceae
Product: pre-mRNA-processing protein 40A-like
Exons: 5
Coding region: 279-527 (82 amino acids)
Biological process (GO): mRNA cis splicing, via spliceosome
Cellular component (GO): U2-type prespliceosome; U1 snRNP
Molecular function (GO): RNA binding
Source: RefSeq, a predicted model, not a curated record